UGGUUACAAAAUCUUUACUCUCAAAACUAGCCCUCACAAUCGGUUGACACGCUGGACUGGAAGCACUAUCGAGAAAGUGGGAAAGACACAGAAAGCUGAUUGACAAAAAACAUCAGCUUUUAUUGUGAUACCUGUGCUGAAGGAUGGCAUCAACAGCUUUCCAGAUCAUUGCAUUUGUUCUGACUUUUCUGGGCCUCAUGCUUUUACAUGCUGCCACUGUUUCCAAUUAUUGGAAAUAUUCUACCUCAGCAAAAAAUAUAAUUACUUCAAGUUGGAUUAGUGAAGGUCUCUGGAGGAGUUGUGUAGCUACAUCUUUUGGAUCCGUUCAGUGCAAGACAUUUUCCUCCCUGCUAAGUUUAGAAACUUAUCUCCAAGUAUGCCGAGCCCUGAUGAUCAUCUCCCUCAUCUCAGGCAUGUGUGGUAUUCUGUUGAGCUUGCUUGGUAUGAAGUGUACUCAACUUGGCUCUACUAGUGAAAAUACGAAGAUAAAGAUUUCCAUAACAGGUGGAGUGAUCUUCAUUUUGGGAGGUCUGUCAUCAAUGAUUGCUGUUUCGUGGUAUGCAGCACAGGUCACAACUCAGUUUUUUGAUUCACUUUAUGGUGGAAUCAAAUAUGAACUGGGAACUGCAUUGUUCGUAGGCUGGGCUGGUUCCCUGCUUUCUAUACUUGGUGGAAUCUUCCUGACAUGUUCAGGAUGCAAAGAAAAACACAGAAGCCAAAAAUAUGAUUAUGCUGUUGCCCAGCGGACCAACAAAUCUCGCAUUUACAUCAAAAAGUCGGAGAAGGUUGUGCCUGUCCAAGACUACGUUUAGUUGUAUUAAUAUUUUCCCUUUCCCAGCUCAUUAUGAACUCUCCCUUCAAAAUAUGUUUUAUUUUAGACAGACAUGUUUCAUUUUAGUACUGAAUACUAUGGUAUGUAUAUAAUUUCCUUCUGGGAAUAAUCAAAACCACGGUGUGGAUAUGUGUGAGGACCAGGCUUUAUAAAACAGAAAAGUCAUAAUUGUAUUCCCCAAGCCCGAGUAUCCUUCCUUUCUUUUUAUUUUUGAACUUGCUGAAUAUGACAUAUUUUCUUGCACUGGAAUGCUAUAAACAUCUGAUCAUUUUAGGAGUAAAAUUUUUUAGAACUUGCCACCAGAAUAUUUAGCAAACUGGAUAUUGAUGAGCAGUAUUUGAGGAAGGAAUAAAUUCUGAAUAGUACAAAUGGAUUCCUAUUCAAGCUAUUAUAAUGAUAGUUUUUAUGUGUUGCUUGGCAGUGUAGUCCUAUCCAGGUUAACUUGGAAGUACAGUAGGGUUUUGCUUAUUCAACAUAAACGAGCUAGCAGAACGUUGGAUAAGCGAAAAUGUUGGAUAAUAAGGAGGGAUUAAGGAUUAUGUUAUGAUUUUACAAAUUAAGCAGCAAAACAUGUUUUACAGCAUAUCAACAGAAAGAGCAGUUCAAUACACAGUAAUGUUAUGUAGUAAUUGCUGUAUUUACGAAUUUAGUACCAAAACAUCACAAUGUAUUGAAAACAUUGACUACAAAAACAUUGACUACCAAAAAAUUGACUACAAAUAAAGAUAUAAUUGCAUAAAAUGAACCUUCAGUAACAAUAUUGUUGGAAGUUAAAUCCAUAAAAAAAGAUCAGCCCUGUGAAGAUUUUUUUAAAAAAAAUCUGUGAUCCUACCUGCCUAGAGAAACAGCUGAGGAUCCGGGUGGGAAGCAGACUGCAUUGGAUAAUACAGAACGUUGGAUGAGUGAAGAUUGGAUAAGCAAGACUCUACUGUAGGUCCCAAUUAAAUGUGUAUAGGUUGACAGGCAUUGCACAUAGUCCUGUUGUAGCUUACUGUGAACAACCUUCCCAGUUUUACUAAGUACUCUUUUAAACAUCACAGAAGGAGGCCUCCAUGGGCCCCUUGCACAGUGCCUUUGGGAUAUAAGGUCAGUUGGAGGCUCCAUUAUGUAGCUCUGUCCCCCCCAACCACUGAUUAAUGAGAGGCACUACAGGCAAUGUCCAUCUACUUUUGCACAUUCAGAGAAGAAACUGCCAUCUGUGUCUUUCUCAGGAGGGAGCAAAGGCUGCAUUCUUCUCUCCAGAGCAGUGGCUCUCAACCCCCAGAUGUUUUGGGCUUCAACUCCCAGAAAUCCAAACAUCUGGUAAACUGGCUGAGAUUUAUGGGAGUUGUAGCCCAAACACCCGGGGACCUACAGGUUGAGAACCACUGCUUCAGAGAGUGCAAAGAUUGACCCAUGGCACCCUGGGCUUACUCCAUGACUACUCAGUGGCUGUGGGGGCUGAGAAGCACCUGAGAUCUCUCCACCUGCCUUGUGCAUCCUGGGAUGAAGGAGCAACCUGUGCCCUCCGUGAUCCUUCCAGAGUAGUGAGGCUGGCAAGUGUUUGUGUGGCAGCUGUUGAAUGUUGGCCUUAGAAUGUAUAAAUUGCGCCUUUCCAACACAUCUCUUUGUUCAUCUGCAUAUUGCAGGAAAGGUCUCCACUUUGCCUAAAGCCAGAGUUUAGGAACCCUGUAGCUUCUAGAAAUUGGCCAUGGUGGAUAGGGAAUUCUGUGAGUUGCAGUCUCCUAGAUUUAUUUUCCUGAAUAGUUUCUAAGGCUGCAUGUGGAGCCCAUGGCAGAUAAGAGAGCUGACUUUCUGUCCCUGCAACCACUGAUAGCUCUCAGCUUUAAAGCAUUGCACCACAGAAUCUUCAGUGGUCAGAAAUGUUCACAGACACUUGUGCAAGAAUCAUUGUUACAUGUUUAUAGCUGAUGCUUAUGAAAGUAAAUGAGAAGAGAAUACUA
This is a messenger RNA of Anolis carolinensis (green anole), 2775 nucleotides long. Its product is annotated as claudin-15. Bases 144 to 812 code for a protein of 222 amino acids. NCBI's taxonomy places the organism in Eukaryota, Metazoa, Chordata, Lepidosauria, Squamata, Anolidae. The transcript is spliced from 6 exons. Gene Ontology annotation, cellular component: plasma membrane; bicellular tight junction. Gene Ontology annotation, molecular function: structural molecule activity. Gene Ontology annotation, biological process: cell adhesion; bicellular tight junction assembly. The record is from RefSeq and is a predicted model, not a curated record.